Molecule: messenger RNA, 2537 nt
Organism: Tyto alba (common barn owl)
Lineage: Eukaryota; Metazoa; Chordata; Aves; Strigiformes; Tytonidae
Gene: GRAMD1C
Product: GRAM domain containing 1C
Exons: 18
Coding region: 256-2391 (711 amino acids)
Biological process (GO): intracellular sterol transport
Cellular component (GO): endoplasmic reticulum-plasma membrane contact site; plasma membrane; endoplasmic reticulum membrane
Molecular function (GO): sterol transfer activity; sterol binding
Source: RefSeq, a predicted model, not a curated record
GCAGCCAGGAGUUUUUCCUGCUACAGUCCUCAAACUUUCCACCGGCUCUGACGCUUCGUAAUUAACCCUUCUGGAAGCUGCCGAGGCGUUUCAGGAGCUGGCCGGGUUGUGCGGGAGCGGUGGAAAUCGAGAGGACCCGCGGCCCCUCUCCCGCCACCCCUCCGACCGCUUCCCCUCCUCAGGAGCGGCGCCGCUCGCCCUUGGCAACCACCUCCCGCCUCGGGUCCGCGGCCCGGCCGGCGCCGGCCCCUUUAAAUGGCGGCCGCGGCGCCGCCGUGCGUCCCGCUGAGGCAGCUGGCGGGCGCCGCGCCGCCCUCGCCCCCCUCCAUGGUAAGAGCCGCGGCCGCCGCCUGCGCCCUCCCCGCCGGCGGGCUCCAUGCCCCCGGCCGCUGCCCCGCCGCCGCGCUGCCCCCCCCCGGGCGACCCGUCUGCCGGCGGCGGGCUGCGCAGGAAGUUCAUGAAGUGGAUCAUGGUCUUAUUAGCCAGCUACUUGCUGAUUCAGAGGAGACUCUCAGUCCGUGCACAGAGAAAAUGCAAGGUCCUGCUCAGUACAGCUGGAGUGCUGACUGGAGCUUUUGGCUCUCAAGUUCUACUUACAAAUAUAGGAGUGAGGAAUUCAAGAGACAGUUUUCUCAUCUGCCAGACUCGGAGAGACUCAUAGUAGAUUAUGCCUGUGCACUCCAGAAGGAUAUCCUGCUGCAAGGACGCUUGUAUCUCUCUGAAAACUGGCUCUGUUUCCACAGCAACAUUUUCCGAUGGGAGACCACAAUUUCUAUUGCCUUGAAGGAUAUCACUUUUAUGACAAAGGAGAAGACUGCUCGGCUCAUUCCAAAUGCCAUACAAAUAGCAACAAAAGGAGAGAAGUUUUUUUUCACAUCGUUCAGUGCAAGAGACAGAAGCUACCUCAGUAUCUUCCGCUUAUGGCAGAAUGUGUUGCUGGAUAAGAGGCUGACCAAGCAGGAAUUCUGGCAGCUGGUGCACCAGAGCUAUGGCUCUGAGCUGGGCCUGAACAGCGAGGAGAUGGAGAGCUUUCACUCAUCGUCUGAGGACAACGGGCAGCCUCGAUCCAGCAUUUGUGAUGAUUCUGGAGAAAGGGAUGAAAAACUACAUAAAAUGAUUGGUUUAGUUCGGGAACCUACACUUCAAACAGAAGGAGAGACACUCAGACACGCGUUGCCAGGAGUGGAGGAGUCCCCAACGGAGAAGCAAAUAAAGAAGAGCCCUCUUCCAUCUUCAGAAAGAAAACCUGUUAAGCUAGUCAGGAGCAGGUCUUUAGAAAAGUGCUUGGAUCUGAAUGAGAAUGAAAAUCUUCCAGAGAAGAGCAGUGCCUCAGAUAGCGAAGAAGCAGUGAAGGAGACUGUCUCUGAGAAUGAUCUCUAUGGGAGACUUUUUAUAAACCGAGUUUUCCACAUCACUGCAGACAAGAUGUUCGAAAUUCUUUUCACCAAUUCUCACUUCAUGCAGAGGUUUCUCAAUUCCAGGAGUAUAGUAGAUGCUGUUUCAACCCCUUGGAAUAGAGAUUCCAGUGGCAAUCAGUUGAGGACUUUGACGUACACUGUAACUAUUAACAAUCCACUUUGUGGGAAGUUCACAACUGCAACUGAAAAGCAGAUCCUGCAUAAACAGAGCCAGAAAGGUCAGUCUUAUCAGGUGGAUGCUGAGGUACUGACCCAUGAUGUUCCCUACCAUGAUUAUUUCUACACUGUGAACAGAUACUGCAUCAGCCGCACAUCCAGUCACAAGUGUCGAUUACGGGUUUCUGCAGAAGUGAAGUACAAGAAACAGCCUUGGGGCCUUGUCAAAUCUGUAAUCGAGAAGAAUACCUGGGGAGGAAUACAGGAAAACUUCAAACAACUUGAAUCAGAUCUCCUAAUGGAGGAAUAUGCAAUUAAUCAGUCCAUAGAAGACUCUGGAAAAUUAGUUGCCCUGAGACGAAGACGACGCACUUUACACCGGAGUCUGGCAGAAUCACUUCCCAAACGUUCUUCCCAACACUCCUCUGGUGACAUGGGAAUAGAGUCCCAGGGCAGCAUAAUAGGAAGGAAAAGAGAUGCUGUAAGUAGGACUACCACCAUCAUUGUAGCAAUGAGUGUCUUUUUGCUGCUCUUGGUCUUGCUGAAUAUAACACUGUUUCUCAAACUGUCAAAGAUAGAGCAUGCAGCUCAGUCCCUCUAUCAUGUCCAACUUCAGGAAGAAAGCUCUUUGAACAUAUCCCCAGAAAUGGUAUCAAAAGAAGAGAUCCCUCAGUAUGAUAAGGAACAGGUUAAGCAUGUGAAGGGAGUUUUAAGAGACUCAAUUGAAAUGCUUGAGCAGCUAAAGAUCUCCCUUUCCAUGCUCCAAAGAAGCUUUGACCACUUGAACAGGACACAGAGCAGCAAGACUGAGAGUUAAUACCCACAUCAGGUUUCCGUUCAAGAUGGUGGAAGAACCAGAUGUGUGUGUGAGGACUUGUGGGGUAGGGAUUGCAACUGUCACCUUUGGACUUGUUACUAUUUGGCUCAAAAGCUGCCUGGAAUAAAGGUUUCUGGAAGAAGUAA